Molecule: messenger RNA, 960 nt
Organism: Saccoglossus kowalevskii
Lineage: Eukaryota; Metazoa; Hemichordata; Enteropneusta; Harrimaniidae
Product: C-type mannose receptor 2-like
Source: RefSeq, a predicted model, not a curated record
GCCAAGAAGAAACGUUCGUUGGCAGAAAUACAGCACAAGUGAAAAGAAGCAAAAUGGGACUGUCUGUUUUCCUGGGAUGUCUCGUCUGUAUUAUUGGAAUGGCGCAUGCGUCGAACCUUCUCGUGGUAAAGGAGAAGAAAAACAUGGACGAUGCUGUUGCCUACUGCGAAAGCCAGGGUCUAAUUCUUGUCAAAGAAACGGAUUCUUUCAAACAUGACGAUGUAGUCAAUGCCAUGACUGAAGCUGGUAUAAAGAACGAUGACAUCUGGAUUAAUGGAGACAUUAAAUCGUCAAAGGAAGUCAUUGCUAGUGAUGGUGACAUACUGGAUGACUAUCUGCCGUGGCAGAGUGGCCAACCAGAUGGAAGUGGGGAUUGUUUACAACUGUGGGCGGGUGUAGGGAACAAGUGGGACGACACGCCAUGUUCAGUUACAAAAUACUUUGUAUGUGACGAGAAAACUUCCCUUCGUGUGUUGACCAACAAGAAAUCAUUCGACGAUGCUCAAGCCGACUGUGUAAGAAGAGGUGGGAAUUUAGCCAAAGACAACAGUGCCACCAGAAACCGAGCACUCUUGAGUGCGGUUGCGAAUUACCCCAACGAAGAUUUCUGGUUCAAUGGCAAAGUUGAAGAUAAAGUUGUCAGCACAACCGACGGACGCAUACAAUAUUGCUACUCCAAUUGGCAAAGUGGACAACCUGACAACAGUGGCGAUAGCAUACAGUUAUGGGCUGCCGUAGACCACAAGUGGGACGAUACUCCAGGAUCCAAUAAAAAGAUGUACAUAUGCGAGUUAUAAAGGAUUAAUGGAAACAUUUAGGCGCAUACGUGGUUCACCCUCAACUUCUUUUAAUGAAUAACUGUCUUAUAAUUAGGGUAAUGUUUGUCUGAUGAUCAAUAGAAACCUUUAUAAUGCGAAAAUUUGAAAGAUGUCAAAUAAAAUACACCAAUCACCUCGAAGA